AUGCCUCCAAAAACGACGCGGAAAAAAGAUUAUUCAUCGAGUGAUAACAUCGAAAUGGUCGGAAAGUACCAGCUGUGGAUGUUAAAGGCUGAAGUUGGUGAAACCAUUGCCGGUUCCCCAAAUUCCGAUGAACUCACACAUCAGGAAAAUCUUUUCCAAGAUAUACUUAAUGCUUUGAUCAUGACGUCCAUGCAAUUAUCAUAUGUAUAUAUGAUAACAAUCAGGGUAUACGGAGCGUUAGCACUUAUAACAUGUUUGAAAAGAAAAGAACGUCUUCCAAAACGACACUCACCCAUCUGGUCUACAACUCUGCAAGGCUCCAUUGUGUGCUUCAGUGGAAUCGAAAUGAAAACACGGCAACAUCAAAUUUUGCUUGUGAAGAUGAUGGGUGGGACGAUUUCUAAAGCUUUUACGAAAAAAGUCACCCAUUUAGUUGCUGAUUCUCAGGACACAGAAUCUAAAAAAUUUGUUACUGCUGUAGACUAUGCAGUUCCAGUACUUUCGGCCAGCUGGAUAUUUGCGGCAUGGAAAAAUGCAAAAGCGUUUAAUGAAGCAAAAUAUACCGAUGAACAGUUUAUCAGCGAACAUAAGCUCCAAAUUUUUGUUAAAUGUGUUAUAAGCUGCUCAGGUAUAUCUCCUCAAGAUCGGUCAACACUUUCGCGCCUUAUUGAAGCAAAUGGUGGUGUCUAUACUGGAAAUAUGAAAAAAAAUUACUGCACUCAUUUGGUGACCGAUUUAAAUUCGGGUGAGAAAUAUAAAAUUGCUCGGAAAUGGGGCUGGAAUAAAAUCAGAAUCGUUCGUUUGCGAUGGGUUACAAAAAGUGUAGAAAAGGGAUAUCGUCUUCCUGAAAGACUUUACGAAACGAGAAUCAAUUCUGCUGAUGAAUGUAAUACACCACGGACUUCACAGCUUACUCAGUUUCAACCACUUAGAAAUCUAGAAAUUAGUGUUAUUCGUCGCUCAGCUCAUCAGCAGCAAACAAUGAAUGUAUCGGGAGGUAAUAAUGGACUUGUGUCAAACGCUGCUCCACAGAUGUACUUAACGCAAACUGAAAGUGCUGCAGCAGAAAUAAAUAAAUCAACCGUCAUCGAAAGCAAUUCGUUUAAAAUGAAACCAUCGCAGCGAACAAUGACGGAAAUGGAUCCCAUUGUACUCUUCGACUUAGAUGCUCUUCGCUUUAAUGAUUUCAUGAGUAAUUGUAUCAUCUAUUUGUGUGGAAUAGAGGAUGGAAAUUUCAAAAAAUACAAAUGGCUUACUAACAGAGUUGGAUCGGGUCGACGUGACAGGCUUGUGUACACUGAUACUACUCAUGUGGUAGUUGGUCCACAAAGACUGGACUGGAAGUUGAUUAAGCAGCUCGAGGAAAAAGCACGCAGUAAUGUGAAAGUGGUUACAUGUGAAUGGUUGUUGGAUUGUGCCAAAGCACAAAUAAUUUUGGAUGAAUCAGAUUAUUUGAUUUUUAAACAAGAAAAAAACAGUCUUGGGCAUUCGCAACAGAGAUUAAAUGUAGCGGCUAUGAAAGAACUUGAUUAUAACGAUGAACCGAAGACGGAAAUUACAUUGAGAAUUACUGAAGUAGGAACUAAACUGUUAGGUAAAGCAGUUGGAAUGUUGAGGGAUGCUGAACUGGAUUCUACAGAAAAAAUUGUUUGGGAAAGACCAGUAAGCAGUGACGAUGAAGCUGACAAAGAUAGUCGUUAUUUGUUCGCUGGAUUGUCCUUUCGCAUUGUUGUUAAAAAAGAAGAAAUUCGAGAUAAACUGUUUUCUGUUAUUGAAAGUCACAGAGGUAAAGUAGAGCGAAAGACGAAAAUUUGGGUUGAUUAUAUGGUAUGUGAAGUGCUGGAUUAUUUGCUCAAUGACAGUACAACGAAUUUCAAUUGUGGUAGUGUUGUUUCGUCGUUUUGGCUGCAAGAAUGUAUUAAAAGAAGUGCAAUAAUGAAUGCCGAAAAGCACCCACUUUAUCGACCUAUCGAGGCAUAUGAAACUUCUCAGAUUUUUGAUGGGCACGUUGUUGGUUUGACUAUGUUGCCUGAAGCUGAAAAGGAUAUUUUUACUAAUGUUCUGUACAAAUUUGGUGCGGAUGUGAAAAAUCAUUUGGGACAGGUUAAGCAGUUAAAUAUCUGUACCGAAAUAGUAACCGGUGCUGAAACUAAUCUUACUGAAUCUGCACGUCACUGGCAAAUACCUGUCUUAGACCCAUCUUGGAUCAUCGAGUCGAUCAUUAAGAAUCAACUGCAAUCAGUGCAGCUGCAUUUGUUUCACGAUCAAAUAUUCAAGAAUUACACACGGAAUGACCGAUUAUGGAUACAUUCUAUGCAAGGAAAACCAAGCGUUGAUGAAUCAAAUAUGUCGGAUAAAACGACUAAUAAUAAUGAGCUGCUCAUUCGAAAAACUUUAAACAAAAACGAAAAGGAGGAAAGUCCCCAAUAUUGUGAAAUGAAUAUACUGCAGCACAAUUCAAUCGAAAAUGCGGAAAAUAUGAGAAGAAUUGAGGAUCGAACAUUAAAAAUAUUAGAUCAGAAUGUACUGGGCGAUGAAAAUCAGUAUGCGGAGAAAAAUUCUCAAAAACAGAUAAGUAAUAAUUUGGCAGCGGUUUUGGAUCUUGCCGAUGCAUUUGCUUAUGUCGAUGGAAUAAAUACACAAAGCACAUUAGGUAUUUCAUCAGGUGGAGAAAUUUGGAAUGAUACAGCAGUAGGAUGUGCUCUGGGUGAAGCAGUAGUUAAGACCGCUCAGGCAAGUAAGGUUCCCUGGACAUCAUCCAUUAAGCAAGAUAAUGAUUAUAUUCGCAUGCAGACCAGGCAAAAUAAGAGAAAUGCCGAAUCAAUCUUAUCGAUUGGAACUGUGGAAAAUCCUAAAAAGGCUAGGACAAUAGUUUUUGAAAAUCAUUGCGAACAAGUUAUCUCAAAAGACGAGAAAAAGAAAAGGAUAGCUGAAAAACUGGCUAAACUUGCUGUACAAAGGGAGAAGUAUAUGCGAUCUAGAGAGGCUGAAAAAGAAAAGCAACGUGAGCAAGAAAAGGAAGCAAAAGCACAUGUUCCUGUAGAAUCUCCAAAACGAAGUGCUAAAAAAAGAUAUGUUAAACCACCUGAACCGGAAUAUUACGGGUGGAAAGAAAGUAGUCCACGUCCCAUUGCAACACAGAUACUCAACCCUUUCGAUACAGAUCUAGAAGAGAACAAUGAAAAAACACUUGCGCUUGCUGGAAUGGAAGAAAAUCAAGGGAAUAAAAUAAGCACUGCGGAAGAAAACGAAAACGCCAUUACAGUAAAAACACUCGUUAUACCCAAUAAGACAAUAUGUUUCACUUCAGUUGUGCAGCAUGAUAGGAAUGCCUUAGUGACUAUGGUUCAGCAGUUAGGUGGAGAAGUAUGCAAUGAAUUCAGCGAAAAGGUAACCCAUCUGGUCUGUGGUCGUAUAGUGCGUAAUGAAAAAUUGCUUUGUUCCAUUGCCAAGGGACUUGUAAUUGUGGACGAGGAUUAUGUGAUCGAUUCCCAUGCACAAUCAAAAUGGCUUGAGAUCGAUAAUUACGAAUGGGGAAGUGUUCAUUCGCUGAUCAAACACCACCUCCUCUCAUCACAAUCUCGUUUUCUUUCUUUUGCAUUGGCGUGCCCACGAUGGAGAAAGAAGAUCGAAAAGGAUUCGAAAGAAAGGGCUUUUCACAAAUGGAAAGCAUUACUAUAUUGCGGUCGCCGUCGAUUUGCUGAUCUUAGCCGUAUCAUACACUUUGGUGGUGGAAGAGCCUAUUUAAGGGAUGAUGUUUGCUCACUAGAAGGAUUCACUGUUGCACUUGUUGAAAAAUCGAGGUUCUGGAAUUCUCAGGAGGUAGUCGAACUUAUCGAGAACAACAUACAGUGUUUCGAUAUAGAUUAUCUCGCCACAUACUUAACAUUAGAAAAUACAAAUGAAGUUAAAAAACACUUCCAUAAAGAUUAUGUGAUCGAAUUAAACCGCAUGUUAGAUACAAGUAUUCAUCGUAAUUGA
Acanthocheilonema viteae is the source of this 3981-nucleotide messenger RNA. The record is from the annotation of a GenBank genome assembly. NCBI's taxonomy places the organism in Eukaryota, Metazoa, Nematoda, Chromadorea, Rhabditida, Onchocercidae.